AUGUCUUCCAUGUUAUCAUCAGAUCACCUUAUUCCUGGUACAAAAAUUCUUCUAGAAGAUUAUACCCGUUUGGGUUUAGUUAGGUUCAAAGAAUUAGUUGUUGUAGACCUGCCUUUAUGGAUGAUCUCACACACAAAUGUUCUCAACUCUAAUAAAUUUGAUAAUAAUCAUGCUGAGACAAUAUUAGGCAAACGUAAAGAGCAGUUGUUUGAAGACUUGGAUAAAUCAGCAUUUCGUGAAGGGAUGCUUUAA
This is a messenger RNA of Entrophospora candida, 252 nucleotides long. NCBI's taxonomy places the organism in Eukaryota, Fungi, Glomeromycota, Glomeromycetes, Entrophosporales, Entrophosporaceae. The record is from the annotation of a GenBank genome assembly.